Messenger RNA from Canis lupus familiaris (dog), 7149 nucleotides. RefSeq names its product sorting nexin 29 (gene SNX29). Gene Ontology annotation, molecular function: phosphatidylinositol binding. Bases 49 to 2502 code for a protein of 817 amino acids. The record is from RefSeq and is a predicted model, not a curated record. The transcript is spliced from 21 exons. NCBI's taxonomy places the organism in Eukaryota, Metazoa, Chordata, Mammalia, Carnivora, Canidae.
GGCGGCGGCGGCGGCGGCGGCGGCGGCGCAGGCACCGGGAGCGGCACCAUGAGCGGACCACAGAACAAUGACCUGAAAAGACAGUUUCUGCUGGAGCGUCUGCUGGAUGCAGUGAAACAGUGCCAGAUCCGCUUUGGAGGGAGAAAGGAGAUCGCCUCAGAUUCUGACAGCAGGGUAACCUGUCUGUGUGCCCAGUUUGAGGCCGUCCUGCAGCAUGGCCUGAAGAGGAGCCGGGGAUUAGCACUAACGGCGGCUGCGAUCAAACAGGCAGCAGGCUUUGCCAGCAAGACUGAAACAGAGCCGGUGUUCUGGUUCUAUGUGAAGGAGGUCCUCAGCAAGCACGAGCUGCCUCGCUUCUACUCCCUGCACCACAUUGCCUCGGAUGUGGGCCGCGGCCGGGCCUGGCUGCGCUGUGCCCUCAAUGAACACUCUCUGGAGCGCUACCUGCACAUGCUCCUGGCCGACCGUAGCAGGCUCAGCACUUUUUAUGAAGACUGGUCUUUUGUGAUGGAUGAAGAAAGAUCUAGCAUGCUUCCUACCAUGGCAGCAGGUCUGAACUCUAUCCUCUUUGCAAUUAACAUCGACAACAAGGAUUUGAAUGGGCAGAGUAAGUUUGCUCCCACCGUCUCGGACCUCUUAAAGGAGUCAACACAGAAUGUGACCUCCUUGCUGAAGGAAUCCACACAAGGAGUGAGCAGCCUUUUCAGGGAGAUCACAGCAUCCUCUGCUGUCUCCAUCCUCAUCAAACCUGAACAGGACACCGACCCCCUGCCUGUCGUGUCCAAGCACGUCAGUGCUGAUGCCAAAUGUAAAAAGGAGCGGAAGAAGAAAAAGAAGGUGACCAACAUUAUCUCAUUUGAUGAUGAGGAAGAGGAGCAGAACUCUGGUGAUGUUUUUAAAAAGAUACCCGGGGCAGGGGAGAGCUCAGAAGAGAACUCAGACCGCUCCUCCAUCAAUAUCAUGUCUGCCUUUGAAAGCCCCUUUGGGCCAAAUUCCAACGGAAGUCAGAGCAGCAGCUCAUGGAAAAUCGAUUCUCUAUCUCUGAAUGGGGAGUUUGGGUACCAGAAGCUCGAUGUGAAAAGCAUUGAUGAUGAAGAUGUGGAUGACAACGAGGAUGAUGCGUAUGGGAACAUGUCAGGAAGGAAGUGCCUGGGCCAUUCAGGGUCACCUGAGAAGCCGCUGGAUGGGAACACCCACCUCUCCCAGAUGCACAGCUGGGCUCCUCUGCAGGUGCUGCACGGUGAUGCCGAAGUCCUCUUUCCGGUCAGCGGAGUGGGCUCCUACAGCCCUGCAGAUGCCCCCCUCGGAAGCCUGGAGAAUGGGACAGGACCAGAGGAUCACAUUCUCCCGGAGCCCAGUCCCCGGUACAGUGUCGAAGCCAGUCCUCCCAGCCAGGGAAGCCCUCUGAGCAGCCUGUUACCUUCUGCCUCCGUGCCAGAGUCGAUGACAAUUAGUGAACUUCGACAAGCCAUCGUGGCCAUGAUGAACAGGAAAGACGAGCUGGAAGAGGAGAACAGGUCUUUGCGGAACCUGCUUGACGGUGAGAUGGAGCACUCUGCGGCCCUGCGGCAGGAGGUGGACACCUUGAAAAAGAAGGUGGCUGAGCAGGAAGAGAGGCACGUCCUGAAGAUCCAGGCGCUGGCAAGAGAAAACGAGGUGCUCAAAGUCCAACUGAAGAAAUACGUUGGAGCUGUCCAGAUGCUGAAAAGAGAAGGUCAGACAGCUGAAGUUGUACCAAAUCUUUGGAACGUUGAUGGAGAAGUUACAGUCACUGAGCAGAAGCCGGGCGAAGUGGCCGAGGAGCUGGCGAGCUCCUAUGAAAGAAAACUCAUUGAGGUGGCGGAGAUGCACGGUGAGCUGAUUGAAUUCAACGAACGCCUGCACAGGGCUCUGGUGGCCAAGGACGCCCUCGUGUCCCAGAUGAGGCAGGAACUCAUUGACCUGCGGGGACCGGUGCCUGGAGAUUUGAGUCAAACAUCCGAAGACCAGAGUUUGUCGGAUUUUGAAAUAUCAAACCGGGCACUGAUCAACGUGUGGAUCCCGUCAGUGUUUCUCCGGGGCAAAGCAGCGAAUGCCUUUCACGUCUAUCAGGUCUACAUCCGGAUAAAAGACGAUGAAUGGAAUGUCUAUCGGCGGUACACAGAGUUUAGGAGUUUGCACCACAAGUUGCAGAACAAAUACCCUCAAGUGAGGGGCUACAGCUUCCCACCCAAAAAGGCCAUUGGAAACAAGGAUGCCAAGUUUGUGGAGGAGCGGAGGAAGCAGCUCCAGAACUACCUGCGCAGCGUCAUGAACAAGGUCAUCCAGGUGGCUCCCGAGUUUGCAGCCAGCCCCAAGAAGGAGACCCUCGUGCAGCUGAUGCCCUUCUUUGUUGACAUUACCCCUCCUGGAGAACCACUGACCAAGAACAGCCGCCCCAAAGUGGCUUCCCGCUUCCCCAAGCUGUCCCGAGGUCACCCCAGAGAGACACGCAACGUGGAGCCCCAGAGCGGCGACCUCUGACCUCAGCCGAACCCCAGACUUGGGCCCUCUGUGCUGCGCCAGCUGCCUCUGCCUAGCCCCUCCGCGUCUGACCUGGCCACCGCAGCUGGCCCCUCCGCCCUGGAGUGACCACCACGUCCACCUGGCGAUCCCCCGGAGAGCACACCUUCCCCAGCAGUCCUUGACGCUGAUUAAACUGGUCAGUCUCAGAGGGCAAGGAGGCUCCUCUCCGGACAGACUCGGACGCACGGGCACCCUCCCGGGGUCGGCCCGUUCCCUCCCUCCAGCUCAGGGGCCAGCAGGAGGGUGGGCGCCCCGUGGAGCUCGGAGCCCCUGGGUGGAGAUGCACAACUGAGGUUGGUCAGCAGCCGCCUCUUGACUCCUUCCCCCGUGGGAAUCAGGAUGACUGUUACCCUUCUUCUUCUUUUCAUGUAACUGCCUGCUUAACCUAUGGACGCGUGCGGUUAGAGCGGGGAGGUCCUGUGCCUCCCCGUUUUACUCUCUACCAGUGGCCCGAAGAUGCCCUGGUUGUAGAAAUCGUGGCCGGCGGCAGCUCACGUGGCCUCCUCGAGGGAGACAGCCCCGUGACCUUCUCGUGAAGGAGCCACGAGUGACGCUGAACUGGGGUGCUUAGAGCACUGCCCCCGACCUCCCCAGGUGGGCUCUGGAGGGGCCAGCCCGCAGUGGCAGCCUGGUGACCCCAGGUUGGAGAGCCCUGGGUUGUCCAGAACUCUGGGGCCUGACCUCACAAGCCACGAGGUCUCGAGGUCGUGGGAGAGGCUUGGGGCCCUCGGUGCAGCCCCCCGUGAGCUUGGAACAGAUCACGGUCCUUGCUGACAGAUGUGUCCCUGCACUCCGUGCCGCCACCCCAACCCACACAGCCCUGCCCAGCCCCUGCCCCGGUGCUGCCCGGCAGCUGGCUCCGUAGAUGGCAGCAUCCCGGAGCAUGUGCUCAGCCGCAGAGUGCAACCGGGAACUCGGGUUCCAGGGAAGGACUGAGCAGCCCCGUGGGUGCAACAGCAGCCUGAGGCAGGUGGAGAGGGCGAGGCAUGCAUGGACACUCCCCAGAACAGUUUCAGCUCCCACCUGGGACCGAGGAAACCUCUGGAAAGCCUCACCUGAAAGGUUUCUGCUGUGCAUCCCCAGUGGCCAGAAGGAACCAGAAAGGAUUCAGGGCAGUCACAGGAAGCUGAGGUGACGUUGGGACCAGAGGCCACGUGAGCAGGAUGAACCCGCUGUCCUCUGUGGGCCGAGGCAGGAGGGGACUGUCGUCAGCCGGUGGGUCGAGGGGACCUGAGACACCGUGUCCCUGAAAGGCAAUACAGGGUCGCUUCCUCACUCGCCAAGGUCCCCACUGCACCUGCGUUUCCUCUGAGCUCCGGGUCCCAUGGGGCCGGUUGGUCCCCUCCCAGGCUGCGGGAGCACAGUUGUCCUGGACAGAGCCAACCCUGAAGGCUCGAGCUGCCCCGAGUCCUGCUUCCUGAGGGUGGUUUACUGCUCCCCGCGACGCCAGCUGGGAGACUGCCCCUGCACUGCCUGUCCCCUGUGUUCCCCUUGGAGACAGAGGGGAGCCUCUGUGGCUCACGUCCCCUGGGGCUGAGGGUUCUGCUCAACCAGCCUGUUUGAGCACUGGACCCACAACACCCUGAGUGUGAAUCUAGCUUCACCUUCUCCAAAAUCCCCACCAGGAACCUUCGACAUUCUACGGAGGUUAAAAAAAAAAAAAAAAAAAGUGCCCAGAGUAAGGGACAGAUGCUAAGCCUUGAGAAAUAAUGACACACUCAGCCUGUAUUUACAAAAGGAGAAACUGCCUAUUUUUUAAAGCUUAAUUGUUCAUGGAAAACUUGCCCUGCUCUCCUGAAAUCAGACGGAAGAGCAUGUUCCUGGGACCACACGUGAACCAUCCGGGCUGCUUGCUCUGUGCACUCCCUUCUCGUGAUGUGGUGGGAAUCUUAGAACCACGUUCAGCACACGGGCCACCUCCCCAAUUUCAGCUCAGAUAUGCAUGUGACACACACAUGACACUAACUCCUUAAAGCCUUAACUCUGGAGUCAUAGAAUGUUCUGCGGUGGUACAUCCAUCCAGCUGCUCAGAUACCACCGCUCCCUAGUGUGGUGGGAUGGACACAGAGCAGGGGAAGAACCAGACCCAGGUCCAGCCGGGUGCAGACUACGAUCUGAUGCACAAAAUGCCCUCCCCCAGCCCCCCCCACGCCGUGUCGUCUGCUGCCCUUCCAUCUGACCCAGUUCAGAGGGCUGGCUGGCCCCUGCCCUGCACACCACCCACUCAGCCCCAUGACCCGUCAGAGGGAAAGACAGUGCUACGGAGAGAACCCGCAGACGUUGCUCCUGUCUCCUGGAUCCAGGAAGAGGACCCAUUGGUGCCUCCAAAGUUAGCACCUGCGGGGCCCACCCGGGAUAGCACAUCACAUCCCCCGGCAGGCACCUGGCAGUCACCUGUAGCACCAAGAGCCACCACCUCCAGGGCUUUCUGGCUACAAAGGGAUCACCUGGUUGUCAAGACAAAACCAUCUUCUGAGUCGUCCCUAGCAAGAGAGGGAGGGACACGGAUGAGGUCUGCGGGCACACGCUCUGCUCCACAGCGACGCCCCUGAGCUCCCGGCUGACCGCUCCGUUGUCAGCAGUAGCAGGGUGUGGGUCGUGCCUUUGAAAACCAGAGGCAAUCACAGCUGUUGACAUUCGCAGCCGAGCACAGCUGCAGCUCCUGCCCAGCGGCCACCGUCAGGGGAGGCCUCAGGGUCAGGACCAGGAACAGAGAGGUCCCAGCCAGCCCCGCGGAUCAGAAGCUGCCCUGCUUACUUCCCAGCCCCCAGAACCGGGUCUCUGGCUGGAACACACUAGUUUCCUCUUUUUCUCAGCUCCACAGGGGACUAUUCACUCACCUGAGGCCCCAGGCACAAGGCUCUGGGCCCCAAUCGCCCCCCAGCUGCCCGCUUUCAGCCAGGGUACCGGCCAGGCCUGGUCCUCCGGGGUCCCAGCAGGCUCCCUCCCCAUCAAUCUCCUCAUGCCUCAGCCCAGCUCCCUCGUAUCGGCACCAGAACCCAUCCCCCGUGGGGCACUCCACUCCCGAGGGGCCCUCUUACACAGCCUGCAGCUGCCAGUGGAAGACCCGGCAAGGCCCCGCCUGCCCAGAAACAGCAGACCGGCCAGCAGGCAGCCCCGGAAGGGGAGCACCUCCACCUCAGUUUCAACCCCAAAGGCAAUAAUCGUCUUGACCUUUCCCCAGUGCUUGACUCAGGACCACGCCACACAUUGGGCUCUGCCCCCAGCUGGGGACGCGGUAGACAGAGGGUGCUUCCGGCAGGCAGGCAUCUGCUCGUGAGCAGGGUCUUGGACAACGAUCAUUUUUCAAAAUAUUUUGCAUUGUUUCAUUAAAGCUAACAUUAAAUAUUUGCUGUUGGGUUUGGCUUCUGUGCUAAUUUUGCACAAUUGUAGCACUGUAUAUUUUAUCUAACGUUUAUGUGCCAAAAAGUUCGUCUUCAUGUUUCUGUAAUACGUGGUUUUGAUUAGGUUUCUAAAAUAAAAUUUCAGCUACUGGAUCAGCAGGGAUGAGGGUAGAGGUGCGCUCAGACCCCACCAGCUCUGGGCUCCUCCUGCCGCUGCCCAGAUGCACCUGCCCCCCAGCCAGGAAGCACUGUGGUGUACGGGCCUGCUUGUGACACUCUUGGGCAAGGAGCCUCUACUCUUGCAGCAAAAUCUUCACAACACGUCGCAUGGGCUUCUUUAUGUACCUAAUGAGUUUCUUUAGGAGAAAACAAAAAUCUGAUUUCUCUAAAGGAUGGCUGAGCCUAUGGCACGGAUGAGCACCUCAUUGGUAGAAAAUGCCGAGUUCACUAGUGUUUGGAGGUCCAGGGGUUCUGUUCUUAUGGGCACAUGAAUGCUUCUCCAUCACGACCGGAAAACCACUAGCUGACCUGCCCCCCUCAGAGCCUGAUCAGGUCUAGCUUCCUGCCUUCCCAAACUGCAGGCAGAGAGGCCACCCGUUCACCUUUAGAGGUUCUUCCCACCAUCAAUAGACAACCAUGGAGGGGAAAGGCGCUUGCAAAAAAUUGGGACGGAGGCCACGGAAGGAUAUUUGCACCCAGGAUCGCUGAGAGGAACCUGGACAACAUGCAUUUCCGAGGGAGGGGGGAGUGGAGCUCGUUAGGAUGUUUUCUUUUCUAGGAUUCAGCCUAGAAAGAAUGUCUACGUCUGCAGCCUCAGCUUCACCAUCGCUGGCAUCGUUUGGUAGAGAUCACUUUGCUCACCUUAGCAGGUACGGACUUCCUGGAGGAGGGAGACUUGUGAAUGCAGGAGCAGGGGGCCCAGCGGGGAGGCCGUCUAUCCCGAAGGGUCUCCCACCGCUGACCGGGUCCCUGUGAGCCCUCUGCUGGGAGGAAUAUGGCCACAUAUUGGGAGUCGAGUCCACUGUCUGGAUGCACGUGGGGCCUAACAGUCUGCAGAUUUGCUCCGAAACGUGUAGUAUUAUGUUAACUACCCUCUUAUGUUAAGGUUUACACAAUAGGAUUUUUAAACAAAUGUGUUUAAUUUUCUAAAAUCUCUUGUAUUAAACUUUUCUUUUGGAAUAAGCUGUGGUAAUUUUGUUACAAUCUGGUUCAGAUACACCUCUUUACAAUGAAAAUAAAAACGGUCACAUUUUAUAAAUUA